This is a messenger RNA of Phaethon lepturus (White-tailed tropicbird), 1402 nucleotides long. Its product is annotated as cytosolic carboxypeptidase 4-like. Lineage: Eukaryota; Metazoa; Chordata; Aves; Phaethontiformes; Phaethontidae. The annotation marks the transcript as partial. The record is from RefSeq and is a predicted model, not a curated record. The transcript is spliced from 8 exons. Gene Ontology annotation, biological process: C-terminal protein deglutamylation; protein side chain deglutamylation.
GAUUAUGACUUGGAAACAGAUGUGAACAAAUUGAGGUCAAGGACAGUGCUUGACUGGCCAGAGGAAGAGCUUAGACAAUAUGAAGCAAUGUGUCCAGAACUUUCCCAUAAUUUUGAGGAGCUUGAAUCGGAAUCUGAGGAAGAGAAGAGCUUGGACAGGACUGAGAGUCAUUUCAUUCCAAGUGCUACUUCUGUGAAACAUCCAAACUAUACAUGGAGAAAAAGUGUCACAGAGAUGGGACCAGAUCCAAGGGAAAAGGAUUUCAAAGUCCCGCUGCAGAGCUGGACAAAGAAGGAGAAAUGCAGAUGGGAUCAAACUGAUGAAAAGAGGGAUGUUGCAGAAGCAGCCCAAGAUCCAGACUCCUGUGAAGAGGAAAAUCCAGUCAGGAGUCACGUGCUUACUUUGCGUCCUCUCCCAAAAGAUGCUGCUUGGUACAAAAAAGUGUUUUACCCUGAAUGCGAGGCCUCAAUCAAACCUAAUCCUGGAGGGAGGCUGGAGAGCUCAAACAUAGUGACAAAUCUUCUGCAGAAACACCAAGGGGAUAUUCCAUUCCAUAGCCCUGGUUUCUACAUAGCUAGGGCCAAAUGUGUUAAGUCCAUACCAGGCUACAACGACUUGGCGUUCCCUGAUUUCUGGGGUCACCAGCCACCUCCUUACAGCAAGCCCAUGUUGGAGCGCAAAUAUGGGGUCCAAAGGGACAAAGUACUAGAUGAUAUUCGGCGCUUAAUCCAGCCAGGUGAUGUGAUAGGCAGAACUGUUUUUGAUUUAGAGCAGCCCAGUCACUCAAGCCAAGGUGCCCCAAGCUGUCUGACAUUCUUCUCCAAGUUUGAAUCUGGAAAUCUUCGCAAAGCCAUCCAAGUGCGUGAGUUUGAGUAUGACCUAAUUAUGAAUGCAGAUGUCAACAGCAACCAGCAUCACCAGUGGUUCUACUUUGAAGUCCGUGACAUGAAACUAGCAGUUCCCUAUCGCUUCAACAUUAUAAACUGUGAGAAGUUCAAUAGCCAAUUUAAUUAUGGCAUGCAACUGGUCAUGUAUUCAGUGAAGGAAGCUCUCCAGGGCAGGCCUCGCUGGCUUCGGGCAGGCCAUGAUAUCUGCUACUACAAAAACCACUACCGCUGCAGUGCAGCUGCAGGAGAAGGUGUGAGAGGAAAAUUCUACUACACGCUCACCUUCAGCAUCAAGUUCCCUCAUAAAGAUGAUGUCUGUUACCUGGCUUACCAUUACCCCUAUACCUACUCUACAAUGAUGUCCCAUCUCGAUACCCUGGAACAAAAUAGGAACCCCAAGAAGGUUUACUGGAGGCAGCAGACGCUCUGCGAGACACUAGGAGGAAAUUCAUGCCCAUUGCUCACGAUCACUGCCAUGCCAGACUCUAAAAAAAGAGAUGACUUGGAGCAAUUCU